Messenger RNA from Cricetulus griseus (Chinese hamster), 2101 nucleotides. Lineage: Eukaryota; Metazoa; Chordata; Mammalia; Rodentia; Cricetidae. The record is from RefSeq and is a predicted model, not a curated record.
CGGAUUGGCCGGAGCAUGGCGCGCAGCCAAUGCGGAUACCCGGGGACCCGAGGCUCCGCCCCCAGACACUCAGGCUCGGGGGUGACUCGACCCUCCGGCGAUCAGGGGAUGGACGCGGUGCGGAGAAGCGCGCGGGGCCGCGCGGAGAGCCCACCAGACAGGAAGGUCUAUAUGGACUACAACGCCACCACACCUCUGGAGCCUGCAGUCAUCCAGGCUGUGACAGAGGCCAUGAAGGAAGCCUGGGGCAACCCCAGCAGCUCCUAUGUGGCAGGUAGGAAGGCCAAGGACAUUAUAAAUGCAGCUCGGGAGAGCGUGGCCAAGAUGAUAGGCGGGAAGCCUCAGGACAUCAUCUUCACUUCCGGGGGCACCGAGUCCAAUAAUUUAGUAAUCCACUCUAUGGUGAGAUAUUUCCACAAACAGCAGACCCUGAAGGGGCAGAUGAUUGACCAAUACAUCCCUGAGGAGGGGGCCAGGCCUCAUUUUAUCACUUGCACAGUGGAACAUGACUCAAUCCGACUGCCCCUGGAGCAUCUCAUGGAAGAACAAAUAGCAGAGGUCACUUUUGUCCCAGUGUCGAAGGUGACCGGGCAGGCAGAGGUUGAGGAUGUCCUGUCAGCUGUCCGCCCCACCACAUGCCUUGUGACCAUCAUGCUGGCCAAUAACGAGACUGGUGUCAUCAUGGCAGCUCAUGUCAUUUAUUCUGUCCCCAUCCAAUCGGGGACAACCACCCACCCACUCCGCUGCUUGCCUCUCUUCCCACUUCAGCCUGUCCCUGAGAUCAGUCGACGAAUUAAGGCCUUGAACCAGAGCCGGGCUGCCUCGGGCCUGCCUCAAGUCUUGGUGCACACGGACGCGGCUCAGGCGCUGGGAAAGAGGCGAGUGGAUGUAGAGGACCUGGCUGUGGACUUCCUGACCAUCGUGGGCCACAAGUUCUACGGUCCCAGGAUUGGUGCUCUGUAUGUACGAGGGGUCGGUAAACUUACCCCCCUGUACCCCAUGCUGUUUGGAGGUGGACAAGAGCGGAAUUUCAGGCCAGGGACGGAGAACACACCCAUGAUUGCUGGCCUGGGGAAGGCUGCUGAGCUGGUGAGUGAAAACUGUGAGGCGUAUGAGGCCCACAUGAGGGACAUCCGAGAUUACCUGGAGGAGAGGCUGGAGGCUGAAUUUGGUAAGAGAAUACAUCUGAACAGCCGGUUUCCAGGGGUGGAGAGGCUUCCCAACACCUGCAACUUUUCCAUCCAGGGGUCCAAGCUUCAAGGGUACAUGGUGCUUGCACAGUGCCAGACACUGCUGGCCAGUGUGGGAGCUUCAUGCCACUCAGAUCAUGAAGACCGGUGAGUAUUCUUAGCUGCACUCAACUCUCAGGUAGAGGUGGUGGCGACUCAGGGCCGAGCCUCUGAGCUGCAGACUCACGCAGGGGAGAAGGGUUCUGCUCCUGGCUGCGAGCAGCAUGGGUGCCUGUGGAAGGGAGCGGAGCUGGGUGAAUGAACUUGGUUCUGGGACAGCAGCCAGCAAUCCAUACUGGAUCCAGAGCAGGUAGGAUGGUAUAUGAGCAUGCCAAGGGAGAUACAGAGGGUCCCUGUGCCAGCAGCAGAGGGGGACAAGGACCAGGCUCUAGGGGAAUCAGCACAUCACAGAAGAGAGAAAGGAUCUAUGGAGGGCAGGCAAUGCCUGGAGUCCAGCACCUGGUGGCCGAGGCUCCAUCAGGAACAGGGAGACUGAGGCCAGCUGGAGAGCAGGGGCAAGUGGGAGGUACAGACGGGAAGGGCACAAGGGUUGCCCCAGUGAAGCACUAGACACAUCGUUCAGGGAACAUUCUCCACGACCCCAAUACCAGGAAGCCCCAGGAGCCAAGGCUCAGUGCAGAGCUGAACAUGAUGGUGGGAGGAAGGUAUUACGCUUAGGAAGCAGUAUGCUUCCCCAUCUGGAGCACAAAUGGGAGGAUUUUAGGGGGACCUUACCUUUGAGUAGGCUUAGAGGACUGUUUGGGGACAGGAGGGCUCUAAGAGGUAAGUGUCAGCAGGCCAUGUGGAUAGGCACCGAGGGGACACAGCACACCCUAAGCUUGAGGAGCUGUCUGAGAGGUGGGAGCACAAAA